CUUGAGACUCAGUACGGGGAGGGUGUGUGUGUCUGUGUAAAUAAACGAAAGAAGAAACAAAAAACAAGAGAUGAUAAGGAAUAGUGACAAAUGUGAUAAACCAAAGUGCAAAUAAAAAGAACAUCAAAGAAUAUCAAAUGAAAAUAUAAAAACCAAAAAAAUAUGCUGAAAUUUUUUUUGAAAACUCGUUUAAUUAAAAGCUGAAAAAGAAGACGAAAUAUAAAAUAAACAAUAAACUUAAAGGAACGAUAAAGUGACUGCAAAGAAGGAAGGAAAUAAAUAAAGAAAAAAAGUAAGUAAAGAAAAUAAAAUAAAGGAGAUACAUUUAAUGAACUCAUCUUGAAAAAAAAGAAAAAAAAACGUGAGAAAAUAAUAAAAAUAAACAGUUGAAGUAAACAAUUAUAGAAAAUAAAUAAACAAAUGGAAAAAAAGUAAAGAACAAGAAAAUUAGAGAACUUAUCCCUAAAAAAAUAAAUAAAAAAAAAUUGACCUUACGACCUUAUUUCCUUGACACUCAUAAGUGGUAAGGUCAUCAUGGGUCAAGGCAAGGCAGGCGAGGUCAAUAGGUCACGUGUCUACCCUCGCGUGAUCCCUCUGGUGGUGGUGGUGGUGGUGGUGGUGACCUGCUGCGUGGAUGUGGCUAGGAGCAGGCCAGUUGUGGCAGGUGACAGUCAGACAGCAACAGACGACCAACAGACAACAUGGGAUUGGAACCAGUACCAAGACCAAGAUCAAGACCUCGAGAAAAGUGACCCAUCUCGAUCUGGUUCAUCUGGACAUGACCCUGACAGACCAAAUGACGUCUUUUCUCUUUCCCUCACCUCACCUUUACCCAUAAGCACUGUACUAUCCCCAUUAGCCACACAGGCACCUUGGGGAACGCAGUUGUUACACCUUUCACACCAGCCCACCUUUCGUAACCCUCACAAAAGCAUUCCUUCACAUUUAUCUUCGAAUUCUGUAGCUGAGGUAAAUUUGCGUCGUAAGUUGGAUGUUACUUCGUCACCUUCCGUUUCAUUCACGCCUAAAACUUUGUAUCUUUUACCCCGGAAUCUUGCUGAAAGGCGAAUGACACCUAAGCGUAAGAGAAACAUAAAUGAAGCUUGGUUUGAUCCUACUAAAGAUGAUGAUGUUUCCAGAGACGAAAAUGUAGGCAUGUUUUAUCCUGUUGGAUUUGGAAGUGGAGACAUGGUUACGGAAGCACAGGGAAGGAUACAAGAUUCAGUAGCAGAAAAGAUACAACCUGUAUAUAUUCGUUCACAGCCACAACGCCAGACCUUUCCUGCAGGAGAGGGACACCUAACAGCACUCCUCAGCAUCUUGAAGGAGGCGGGAGACAGUCACACAGCACGCGAAGAAGUGGAGAGGACAAGACUAACACAAGAAUUCAAUACGUUUACGGAAAAUUUAAUAAACAUGAAUUUAUCUGAAGCCGAUAUUGUAUCCCUUCUGCAAGUGAUUCAUAAGUAUUUAGAAAACCAAGAGAACUGGAACCUCCCCUCUGGCAGCUACGAUUCACGCCAAAAGCAUCGGUUCACAGCGCAACCUAGAUUAUCCCCACUAUCAAAGGCCUUAGAAGAUCGGGAGUCUCGCAUCUCCUCGAAUGAAGAAACGAAGACUAAGGUUUCCAUUCGUGGUGGUCUUUGGAAAGAAAGUGCCUCGCCUCCCGCCACCACUGUCGGUCCGUUCACCUACAACAACGGCACCGUCACCUUCCACAACGGCGUGCCAGACUUCGGGGUCCACUCAAUGCUACAGAAGUUACAUUACAUUCUGACGGGCAAACUUGACUCGCUUCAACACCCGACUUCUGCUUCUACAUCUACUACUACGACUGCUGCUGAUAUCUUUGCUGCCACCAUUUUCAGCAUGUUCACUCCCAUUGCUACCACUUCUGCUACCAACACCUUCAAUAUGACUACGAUUCCUACUACUUCCACUACUACCUUCACCACGACCCCUGCUACUACCACUACCUCCACCACCACCCCUGCUACUUCCACCACCACCAUGGCCCCUACUACAUCCACCACGACCAGUACUACUACCACCACCUCUACCACGACCCCUGCUACUACUACCACCACUACUACCACCACCAGCAUGACUCCUACUACUACCUCCACUUCUACCACGACCCCUGCUACUACUACUACCACCACCACCACCAGCACCACCAGCAUGACUCCUACUACUACCUCCACCACAAUGCCUACUACUACCUCCACCACAACGCCUACUACUACCACCACCUCUAACACAACCAUCACUACUAACACCAGCACGACCCCCUCUACUACCACCAUCACCACCACUACCACCAAGCCCAAGUCAGCCUACCUAUCGUCAGGAGUUCAAAUAACCUUCGAGAAUGGAGUUCCUGUCAUAUCCUACAGUAAAGGUUCUGCUCCCCGUCCCAUCCUGUCCAUGCUGCAGCAGGCUGUUAACACUGCCGUCGAAUCGGAGUCACCUGAAGGGAACGGGCACCUGAAAAAUGAGAUUCAGGGCAUUGAAACAAACAUCCCUCAACCUCCUACUCUCUCCCUUGAAAGCAGAACCACUAGUGAACCUGCACGGUCAGAUAUUGUACAAAGUGUUGGCACAAAACCAUUUCCCGUUUUCUGGGACACUGGAGCACCAGACACAGAAAACGACGGUCAUUUCUCCAUCCUUAAGCACCUGCAGGAGUUUCUAUUUAUAAAGGACAAGACUGUAACCGAUGUAUUACCUGCAGAAGGCGAUGAAGACACGGACCCUCCCCAGUACAGAAUUGGGAGUCGCGAUGACCUAAGCACUGAGGAUGAAGGCUCUGAAGUUACCACCACACAGCCUGAGGACGACUCAGCUAUCCAGCGGGAAGACCAGGGACAGGUCGUCAUCAGCGUCACUCAGACUCAGAACCAGAACCAAAAUCAAGUCGUACCCUGGCUGUUGGUUCGCCCUGGACACUCGCCAAGCUCCCAAGGUCCUCUUCAGGGACUCCACUCUUAUUCGCAAAGACCGACUGGUGUUGGUCUGGUUCCAUGGCUUCCUUAUCAGCUGUUAGGGCUGUCGAACCUGCUUUCCAAGCCUACCGCCACCACCAUGCAGCCAGGUCAGAGCGGUUCGGGGACCUCCUCCUGUACCUCUCCUUUCUCCGUGGUUCCAAAUCCUGACAGUUCCAAUGAGGACUCUGGUGUGUUCUCCUUCAAGGUGGUUCAGAGUGCCUUCCGAUCAGAACAGUGUCUGGCCGGUUUUCCCUUCCAAGUCGUCACAAACCUAAAUACCUCCAGUGGCUUCCCUUUUACAGUCACGUCUGGUAUAAAUGGAUCCCUUUCAGACAGUGGCAGGUACCCGUUCCAGAUCAUUCCAACCCCGGAUGGUAUGGGGGGGGUGACCUUUUCAAUAGAACCACACCCAGAUGACCCGAACCCAGGACAGUAUCCUUUCACCAUAGUGCCUGACCCUAAUGACCCUGACAGUUUCCUUGUAGUGCCAAAACCAGGGUCAGGGACAACACAGGGAUCAUCAGGGGUGGGAAAUAGUACAGGGAAUCAUCCUUACCUGCUUGUACCUGAAGGAGUAGCAGUAGGAGGAGGACCUGUCACUGUCAUAUCCAAGAACCCACUGACCAAUUCUUCUGAAGGAGGGAAAGAUGAACCGUACUUUGAAAUACUGGAGUCGAUUGGUUCUGAAGGUAGGCAUCCGGUUCUGGUGUACCCAAGACCUCCUGAUGAGUCCGGUUCUACUAGCCAGCCUACACAUAUCUUCAUACCGGACCCGACUGCCCCGCCUACCACAUCUGGACUGGUACCUGGUGUUUUAGUUGCCAUACCACAACAAACCACUACAACAACUACUACUACUACCACCACACCUGCCAUGACUACUGCAAGCUCCAUGACUCCAGCUACUGCUACUACUACUGCUAUUACUACCAUAGCUACUACUGCUUCUACUACUACUACUGCUGUCCCUACCACCACUGCCACUACUACUACUGGUACCACAACAACCUCAUCCCUCUCCACAUCCAGCAAUAAUACAGAAGAACCGAAAACUACCAAGGAAAUGGCUACCAUGGAACCAACAACAACAGAACCAACCACAAUGAAACCAGAUACAAUGGAACCCACAACAACUGCGGAACCAACUACAGCAGAACUGACCACCAUGGAACCAAUGACCACCCGUGAACCAACCACCAUGGAACCCACGACCAUAGAACGAAGUACUGUAGAACCGACAACCACAGUAAAACCAACUACUGCAGAACCAAUGACCACUACAGAACUAACAACUACUGUGGAACCAGCUACUACUGAUGAACCCACGACCACCAUGGAACCAACGACCACCAUAGAACUAACGACCACCAUGGAAUCAAAGACGACCAUGGAAUCCACGACCACCAUGGAACCAACGACCACCAUGGAACCAACGACCACCAUGGAACCAACGACCACUGAUGAACCAACGACCACAAUGGAACCAACGACCACCAUGGAACCAACGACCACCAUGGAACCCACGACCACUGAUGAACCAACGACCACCAUGGAACCAAUGACCACUAUGGAACCCACGACCACCAUGGAACCAACGACCACCAUGGAACCAAUGACCACUAUGGAACCCACGACCACCAUGGAACCCACGACCACCAUGGAACCAACGACCACCAUGGAACCAAUGACCACUAUGAAACCAACGACCACCAUGGAACCAACGACCACUAUGGAACCAACGACCACCAUGGAACCAACGACCACUAUGGAACCAACGACCACCAUGGAACCAACGACCACUAUGGAACCAACGACCACCAUAGAACCAAUGACCACUAUGGAACCAACGACCACCAUGGAAACAACGACCACCAUGGAACCCACGACCACCAUGGAACCAACGACCACUAUGGAACCAACUACCUCUAUAGAAUCCACGACCACCAUGGAACCCACGACCACCAUGGAACUAACGACCACUGACGAAUCAACGACCACCAUGGAACCCACGACCACCAUGGAACCAACGACCACUAAUGAACCAAUGACCACCAUGGAACUAAUGACCAGUGAUGAACCAACGACCACUAUGAAACCAACGACCACUUAUGAACUAACGACUACCAUGGAACCAACAACCACUAUGGAACCAACGACCACCAUGGAACCAACGACCACCAUGGAACCAACGACCACUGAUGAACCAACGACCACCAUGGAACCGAUGACCACUGUGGAACAAACGACGACUGUGGAACCAAUGACCACCAUGGAACCCACGACCACCAUGGAACCCACGACCACCAUGGAACCCACGACC
This is a messenger RNA of Scylla paramamosain (green mud crab), 5307 nucleotides long. RefSeq names its product mucin-2-like. The transcript is spliced from 3 exons. NCBI's taxonomy places the organism in Eukaryota, Metazoa, Arthropoda, Malacostraca, Decapoda, Portunidae. The record is from RefSeq and is a predicted model, not a curated record. The annotation marks the transcript as partial.